GUGGGAGCCGGGGGUCGGGGGUCCCGGGGGCGGCGUCGCGCUUCGGCGCCGCUUGCUGCCUCGGGGGCUUGGCGGCGGCGGAGGGGGCGCCGCGGAGGGGCCUUCCCGGCGGGCGAGCCACGGCGUGGGCAGCCCCGCCCCGGUGCCCCGCGUCGCGCUCCGGCCCUGCGCGCUGGCGACGCCCCCGCACGGACCUCGUGUCGGCGUUCAAGGCUCCGGGCCUCGCGCGCCGCGCCGGGCUUCAGGCUCCUCCGGUUCCCGCCGGGGCCCCGCGCGCCUGGCCUGUGCCGUUCGUCCUGGGCUUCUCGCCCGUCCGGAGGCGCCUGCGGUGCCGACCAUGGAACGGACCCGUUGAAACAAACAAACAACCAGACGAGGUUCGGAUCCGAGAUCGGGUUGAUGGCUCAAGCUCCUUCCGUCCGCACGAGGGUCCCACCUGGGAGAAGAUCCCGGCCCUAGGGGAGGCCCAGACACGAUGGAGAUCCACCCAGAGCCCGGGAAACCCUCAGACGACCAGAGUGCCAAGUGGGCAGCUGAGCCUUGAGUGAGCUCGGGCUCUAGAGUGCGUCAGGAAGGACUCCUUGGCAGAAGGUGACAGUCACGUGGCUGUGCCCUAGGCUUAUCCAGUGGGGCCCCUCCAUGAACCUGCAGGUGCCCUGAUGGAGCCCCAGCCUUGCCUUCGAAGCUUGGCUGAGGGCUUCCUGGCGGAGGAGCUGCGGCUCAAUAAUGAACUGAGCCAACUGCAGUUCUCAGAGCCUGUGGGCAUCAUCUACAAUCCUUUGGAGUAUGCGUGGGAGCCACACCACAGCUACGUGACCCGCUACUGCCGGGGCCCCAAGGAAGUGCUCUUCCUGGGCAUGAACCCCGGGCCCUUUGGCAUGGCUCAGACUGGGGUGCCCUUCGGGGAAGUGAACGUAGUCCGGGACUGGUUGGGCAUUGGGGGGACUGUGUCGACCCCGGCCCAAGAGCACCCGAAGCGCCCAGUGCUGGGACUGGAGUGCCCUCAGUCAGAGGUGAGCGGUGCCCGGUUCUGGGGCUUUUUCCAGAACCUCUGUGGACAGCCCGAGGUCUUCUUCCGUCACUGUUUUGUCCACAAUCUAUGUCCUCUGCUCUUCUUGGACCCCAACGGGCGCAACCUCACCCCCGCCGAGCUGCCGGCCAAGCAGCGAGAGCAGCUUCUUAGGGUCUGUGACGCAGCGCUCUUCCGGCAGGUGCAGCUGCUGGAGGUGCGGCUGGUGGUGGGCGUGGGGCGGCUGGCGGAGCAGCGGGCGCGGAGGGCGCUGGCCGGCCUGCUGCCCGAGGUCAGGGUGGAGUGGCUCCUGCACCCCUCCCCCCGGAGCCCGCAGGCCAACAGGGGCUGGGAGGCAGCGGCCAAGGACAGACUGAGUGAGCUGGGGCUGCUGCCGCUGCUCACGAGGUGAGGGCCCCUGCGGCCCCACGUCACCCGGGAGCCGGCAGAGGACCGCAGGCCCCGGGCCGGAGCAGCCAGGCCCCUGGGCUCCCUGCUUGCUGGGACCUGCCGCCGCAGGUUUGACACUACUGCUUGCUCCCCCUUCCUUUGAGCGUUGUUGCCUCUGGUCCUGUGGUAAGAGCGGCACGGGGACUUGGCAUCUGCUCACCUCACGGGUUCCUCGGGCGCCUCUGGUCGGUGACGGUGGCCUGAACAGUGACCUGUGGAGCCGUCUUUGCUGUGAUGGAGACCCUGCCAGGACCCCCACCCGUCCUCACAGAACAGCCUCCUUCAAGCUGAGCCUUUUCCUCCGAGGGGCUGGAACAAAGCGAAAGACACGGAUGUGAAGAGCGAACUUCUUACGGGAGACUGAGGCUGGAUCAGAGGAAGAAUUCAGCGUGGCGGGAGCCACGGGGCGGGCGGGCGGACACGGACCAGAAGACCUGGAUUUUCAUCUCGGCUUUGAGACUUUAUAACUUUGGAUAAACUGAGGAACCUCUCCAAGCUGAGGAUCCUCGUCUGUAAGAGGGGGAUCCCCGCUCCGUGGCGUUGGUGGGGAUUAAGUGAGAAAACACUUGGAAGUGCCUUGGCGCAGUGCCUGGUGGGUGGGUGCUCCUUACACCUCUUGCUUUCUUGCCUCUUGGUGGGGGCAUCACUACACCGCACUACAGAGGGCGCCCCCCACCCUGAAGCUCUUGCUGGGUGAGGGGCAGAUCCUCCCCCUACCAGGGGUGGACCAAUAACUAUGAAAAACCCAGCCUCUGGUUUUUCAGCCCAAGCAUUAAAAACUCCUCAACCUGGGCAGCUGGGUGGCUUGGUUCAGCGGCUGCCUUCAGCUCAGGUCGUGAUCUUGGGCUCCCCACUCAAUGGGGAGCCUGCUUCUCCUUCUUUCUUUGCCCCUCUCUCUUCUCUCUCUCUCUCAUAAAUAAAAUCUUUAAAAGAAAAAACCCAGCUCCUAAACCCUUUUGUGUUGUCGUUUUCCCCCCUCCUGCAUGUCUGGGAUGGAAGUGGUAGCUUAGUUUUUCCCUUCUCUUACCUCUACUCCGUGUGCAAAGAGUUCCCCUGGGUAUCUGGGGAGAUGACGUAAACAGGCCUCUGAUUGUUUUACCAGAGCCUAAGGGGCUCCGUGGGUCUGUCUGCUACUGGGGCCCUGUGGGGAGCAGGUGAUGGGUGGAUGGAGCCUGCGGUCUCCACCUAACUCAUUUCUUAGGUCUGCUGGAUGACUGGUUGGCGUGCCCUAAAACGGGGCUGGGAAGGUGAAGCAAACUGGUAAUAGAGUGGGUCUUGGGACCCUCGUAAUGAGGAACACAUGGUUGGACUCCAGCUCCCAAGACAGGUCAUCUUCAGCUUUCAGAAUUCAUAAGACUUUUAGUAUAGGGGUGCCUGGCUGGCUCAGAGGAGCCUGAGACUGUAGAUCUUGGGGUUUUGAGCUGGAGCCCCAUGUGGGGUGUAGAAAAAUAUAAAAAGACUUUUUUUACUGUAAGUGUCCCCCAUUUGUAUAAUAAAGAACUUGACUGGC
This is a messenger RNA of Canis lupus familiaris (dog), 2969 nucleotides long. It is a transcript of the gene SMUG1, whose product is annotated as single-strand-selective monofunctional uracil-DNA glycosylase 1. The record is from RefSeq and is a predicted model, not a curated record. The coding region runs from base 660 to 1421 and encodes 253 amino acids. The transcript has 4 exons. Lineage: Eukaryota; Metazoa; Chordata; Mammalia; Carnivora; Canidae. Gene Ontology annotation, molecular function: single-strand selective uracil DNA N-glycosylase activity; oxidized pyrimidine nucleobase lesion DNA N-glycosylase activity. Gene Ontology annotation, biological process: base-excision repair.